This is a messenger RNA of Meloidogyne enterolobii, 503 nucleotides long. The record is from the annotation of a GenBank genome assembly. NCBI's taxonomy places the organism in Eukaryota, Metazoa, Nematoda, Chromadorea, Rhabditida, Meloidogynidae.
AUGAUAAUGAUUAUUAAUUUUGGAAUAUUUAUUGUUCAUUUGACUUAUACUUCAAUAGAUGCAUAUCCAAAUUGGCCUGUAGCUAAUUUUUUAGGGGAAGUUAUUGGCGUAACUGCUCUUAAUUCAUUUGAUUCAAGAAUAAUUUUGAUACCAUUAAUGUUAAUUGCUAUAAUAUUACAUAUUGCUGUUGGUAUUCUUGUAAAAAUUAAAGGAGGUAAACUGAUAUGUAUUUAUUGUUAUAUACUAAUUGAAAAUUAUUCGCCCAAACACCAAAAUAAAGAUCUAGUGUCUUAUUGCAACUAUAAAUAAAAAAAUUUUCGCCUGUGGCGCAUAAAUAUUUAGUUAAGAAUUUUUUGACAAACCCCGACACCCGACAAAAAGUAAAACACGAACCUGAAGCCAACAUCCUCUACACACCAACUUCGACCCAGAAAGUAAGUAAUUACCCUAGCCCUUACGAUCAAGAUAUCCCAUGCAAAAAAUACCACAAUCAAACAUUGCUA